Messenger RNA from Nasonia vitripennis (jewel wasp), 1981 nucleotides. It is a transcript of the gene endos, whose product is annotated as alpha-endosulfine. The record is from RefSeq and is a predicted model, not a curated record. The coding region runs from base 489 to 824 and encodes 111 amino acids. The transcript is spliced from 3 exons. Gene Ontology annotation, molecular function: protein phosphatase inhibitor activity. Gene Ontology annotation, cellular component: cytoplasm. Lineage: Eukaryota; Metazoa; Arthropoda; Insecta; Hymenoptera; Pteromalidae.
AAUAGUGCUCCACAUAUCCCGCCUACGUCAUUAAAAAGCCGCAAGAGACUAGAUACCCCUACCCCUACCCGGUCGCGAAAUCAGAAGUGCGCGGGCCGCGGAUAGCACGUCGGAGCGGCUUUUUCUCUCUCACAGCGCAGAGGCAGCUAAAUAGUUAUAGGUUCUUAGUACUUUUCCACCGCGAUUCGCGAAGGACACCGCCGUCAAGAGGAGGUGCGCGCGCUUUAUACUUACUUUGAGGUUAUAGAGACGACAGAGUCAUCGUCGGUCAAGGAUAAGCCGUUACACAUCAGCGUCCGUCCCUGCGAGCGGUUGGUUGCGCGAAAAGGUAAUCGCUACAGCUUCUAUGCUUGGCUCACCUGUUAAAAGGUGAGCAGAUUAGAGCUUUGCAAUAGCGGAUUGUGUUUGGGUAUCGUAUACAGAACGCGAUCCUGGACUGGAGUAGCAGUACCUUCGAUUCGACGGCUAGUAGCGAGAAACGAGCCAAGAUGAGCGACGAGAUCACCAAGGAGUCAACUCAGACUGUUGAGCCGUCGGCCAAUGACAUCGAGAAGCUGGAGGAGGCAAAGCUCAAGGCCAAAUUUCCAGCUGUGGGAGGCAAACCCAUCAGUGGGCACUCUGCGUUCCUGCAGAAGAGGCUAGCAAAGGGACAAAAAUUCUUCGACUCUGGAGACUACCAAAUGGCCAAACAAAAGCAAGCAGCCAAGCCUAAGCCAGCUGGAGUUUUGCCAACUGGCGACGCCAUACCUACACCCGAAACUGUGCCACAGCGCAAAACUUCAAUCAUUCAACAAAAAUUCAACACGUCAACGAGUACCUCAUAAAGUUUUUUUACUUAAUCGUGCCAUUGACGGACGUAAUCGCGUUAAAAAUGAUUAAAAAUAACGUCCAACUCGUUAAAGUCUGGGUGCCUGAAUGUGAGAAUCACGUGGAAGAAUGUGAUGCACUUUGUUGAUUCUCAAUGAUUUUCCGUUAUACAUGUAGACGCAUAGUGCUCUGUAACAAUCUUUUUUUUACACCAUUAAUUUUAAUAUUGUAGGUACGGAAGUGUUGAACAUCCAACCGAUAUUCCCUUAUUGGUGGCUUGACUUAAAAUUUCUGCUUUGCUACUCUGUAAAAUGUCCAACAGAUUGAUACGGAUGAAAUCACCAAUCUGAUUCCACCAGUAAGAGUUAUGAGGUUAUCCAGAGCACUUGUUAAACCUAAAAGAGUCCGUGUACUUUAUUUAUUUGAAUUUUUAAAAAUCCUUAAGCAUUAUAUAAGUAAAAAUUAUAAGUCAAGGCACUGCAGAGAGGGCACCAAUAUGUCAGAUUUUUAACAUUUCUGUGAAGAAAUAGGCAUAGGUAACCAUAUUUUAUUUAUAAUUCCUAGUUUAUCUUCCAAAAAAUAUGAGUCUCUGAAUAUUACCAGUGCUUUGGUUAAGCAUUUAAAAUUAAGAAAACAUUGUAGUAGGAGCCCUUACUGUUAGUUUUUUCUUUUUCUUUUAACUAGAAACUAGAACAGGGAACAAACGAAAUGUAACGGAAAAAGAAUAAAUGGUUAGGACACCUAUUUAUUUCAUUAUAACCUUAAAGAAGCAAUCAAACUGAAUAAUGAAAUUCAAAAAGCCAGGAUAGAAGUGUAGUAAAGAUCAGCCGCUAAGAGAAACGUUACAACUUGCUGUAACUCACACAUACUGUACAAGAUUAUUCGCAUGUGCAUUUUGAAAAUUCGCUGUGAUGUGCUUAGUGAAUCUAUUUUCGUAUAAGAACUCGAAAUGUGAAAAAAUAUCGGAUAUCAUCUUUUCAAGUAUUAAGUAAUUGUAAAACGAAUCACAGUUUCGGUUAUUGUAAACUACAUUUAGUAAUACACUAUAAUUAAAACAUACUCGUUUCAUUUCUUACCUUAUUAUAUUGUAACAUAAAAAUGAUUCUAAUAAUGAACACAAAAUAUUAUGAUGAUUAAUUUAUUUAAUAAAUGUAAAGAGAUUUUAAAUCCCUAA